AUGGCGUUUAUAGAAAAUCGAGUGGAUCCUAUUGGAGCUGCGUUAAACGCUAUCAAAGUUCUUAGAUCUAAUGUAGGUCAAAUAUUUGAAACAUUAGGUAAUGGAUUAAGAGCAGACCAUGGAGAAGAAGGCAAAGAAACAAAAUUUUUAUUAGAAUUACAAGAUUUAUUAAAUACGGUAAAUUCAAACGUAAGAGAUGUAGAAACAACAGUUGCAAGUCUUACACCGCCUCCUCCUGGGUUUUUUAGUUUAGGUAAUUCGGCUUACCUAAAUCAAGAAUGUACUCAGGAAAGGCAAGCCUUAUAUGGUCAAUUAGUUUUAAGUUACAAAUGGACGGAUAAAAUUAGGGAAUACAGUACAAGAGCUGUAUCUUUAUUAAGCCAAAAUUCUCUUAAACGUUCAUAUAUUUCCAGCAGUAAUAAAAGAAGAAGAACUCAGACGAGUAGUCAUAAUGUACCUCCACAAACUGUAGAGAGUGUGGUUGCUACAAUAGAUAGACUCUUCAGCGAUAUGACUGUUAAUGUAUCACGCCCUUUUGGAACGCAUGCUGUUUUGCAAAUUACAUUAAGUAGAGUUUUAAAAGCUGUCGUUGCUUUUAAAGGAUUAAUGAUUGAAUGGGUUGUGGUUAGAGGUUAUAUGGAAUCAAUGGAUUUGUGGACUGAAUCAAGGCAUAAAGUAUUUCGAAAAGUUACAGAAAAUUCACAUGCGGCAAUGUUACACUUUUAUUCACCAACAUUACCUGAACUAGCAGUUAGAUCGUUUAUGACAUGGUUUCAUAGUUUUAAUACUUUAUUUAGUGAGCCUUGUAAAAGAUGUGGUAAUCAUUUGCAUAAUGCUUUACCACCAACUUGGAGAGAUUUUAGAACUCUAGAACCGUUUCACGAGGAGUGUAAGCCAUAA
Messenger RNA from Pediculus humanus corporis (human body louse), 900 nucleotides. Its product is annotated as CRSP complex subunit, putative. Lineage: Eukaryota; Metazoa; Arthropoda; Insecta; Psocodea; Pediculidae. The transcript is spliced from 3 exons. Gene Ontology annotation, cellular component: mediator complex. Bases 1 to 900 code for a protein of 299 amino acids. Gene Ontology annotation, molecular function: transcription coactivator activity. Gene Ontology annotation, biological process: regulation of transcription by RNA polymerase II. The record is from RefSeq and is a predicted model, not a curated record.